This is a messenger RNA of Micromonas pusilla CCMP1545, 2433 nucleotides long. RefSeq lists its product as uncharacterized. The transcript has a single exon. Lineage: Eukaryota; Viridiplantae; Chlorophyta; Mamiellophyceae; Mamiellales; Mamiellaceae. The record is from RefSeq and is a predicted model, not a curated record. The coding region runs from base 1 to 2433 and encodes 810 amino acids.
AUGCCCGCGGGGUGGCUGCGACAGCGCGUCCUCCUCCUUCGUCCGCGUCGCGACGUCCUCUUCCCCGCGGCCGCGGCGUUCUUCGGAAGCGAAGGAGGCCUCUUCGCGGGCGCCGUCCGCGGAGGAGAACAAGCGUCGUCGACUGCUGGAACGACGACGACGACGCCGAUGUCCGCGACGACGCCGCGCGACGGCGACGCGACCGCGAUGCGAGCCCCCCCCGGCGCGGAAGAACCCCCGCUCCUGCCGCCGCCCUCCCGCGGCGGGUUCAAAAUUCCAAAGCGGAAGCCCGCGCCGCCGCCGCCGCCGCCGCCGCCGCCGCCGCCGCCGACGACGACGACGGACGCGGACGCGUCCGCGACGACCGGCGACCGCGCGUCGCGCCGCGCGCACCGACCGCGCCACCGCAAGCACAAGCACCUCCUCGUCGUCGACCUCAACGGCCUCCUCGUCGACCGCCGGAUGUCCCCGCACGUCGCGCCGGACGGCACCAAGGUGGCGCCCGACGGCAAGUUCGGCCGCUUCCUCGUGUACAACCGCGCGCACAUCGACGACUUCAUCGACUGGAUCCACGAGCGCUUCACCGUCGGCGUGUGGUCGUCCGCGCGCGAGCACAACGCGCGCGCGCUCGUGAACCACGCGUGGGGGGCGAAGCGGCGCGACAAGCUCGCGUUCGUGUGGGGGCAGGACCGAUGCACGCACGCGGGCGCGAUGGACCCGCGCGAUGGGCCGCGAUCUAAGCCGAUACUGUUGAAGGAUCUACGCAAGCUGUGGGCGACGCCGUCGUACGCGCGGUUCGGGCCGUCGAACACGCUGCUGCUGGACGACUCGCCGUACAAGGCGGUCAUGAACCCGCCGCACACGGCGCUGCAUCCGGCGGAGUACGUCCUCGGGAGUGGCGACGACGCGGAGGAGAAUCUUCUUGGCGAAGGCGCGUCCGUUCAUUCUCGCGCCGGUCUUUCUCGAGGACGGACUUUUCCCGCGCGUCCGUCGUCGCCCUUCACCCCGCGCCGCCUUCCUUUCACCGCUCGCUCUUCUCUUUCACCGCGCAACCGACCGACCAACCGACCGACGAAUCGAAUCGAAUCCAUCCCACGCCCACUCGAACCCGCGGGCCCUUCGACAGACGGCGCUCUGCGGAAGUACCUCGCGCGUCUCGCCGAGUCCGACAGCGUCCCGGAGUUUGUCAUGACGGAUCCGUGGGCGAACCACGGCGCGGAGGCGCCGCCGAGCGACGCGGACGUGAUGGAGAAGGCGAGGCGGGGCGGGGAGGCGGUCGCCGCCGCGGAGUUGGCGGCGGAGAGGGCGGGCGCUGGCGGCGAUGCGAACGAGAUCGAGCUGCCUCCGGACGACGACGGCGGCGGCGGCGACGGCGCGGGGGACGGAGGAGAUCGAAACGAGAUCGCGCUGCUGGACGAGUGGGGCGGGUCGGACGACGACGAGCGCGAGGAGAAAAAGUCGACCGAUAUCGCGCGCGCCGUCGCGGGCGGCGGCGAGGACGAGGACGAGGACCGGCCGGGCCCGGCCCCGGCUCCGCGGGCGAAAAAGCCCAAGCGCGUCUUCACCGGCGCGGGCGCGUCUCUGUUCAUCAGGCGGUGGGCGUGGAAGAGAGAGGCGAAGUCGGACGAGGAGCGGUUCGAGCUGCCGUACGAGCACGAAGUCGCGGUCGCGGUCGCGGUCGGAGACGGGGCGGACGGAGGGGACGGGGCGACGCAAACGAAGAAACGGUCGAUAUCGAUGCGUUUUAAUCAGGCGCGGUUCGACGCCGGCGGCGCCGCCGGAGGGUUCGCGUCGUCCGUCUGGGACAGCGCGAUCGUCCUCGCGAAACACGUGGAGAAACGCCCGGAGCUCUUCCGCGGGAAGCGCGUCGUCGAGCUCGGCGCCGGGUGCGGGCUCGUGAGCGCGGUGCUGCUCGCCGUCGGCGCGUCGAGGGUCGUCGCGACGGAUUUGCCGGAAAACCUCGAGCUGCUGCGCGGCAACGUGCGCGCCAACGCGGCCGCGUGCGGCGCCGCGGAGGAGGAAGACGGAACGUCAACCGCCGCGGAGGUGGAAGACGGAACGUCAACCGCCGCACCAACAACGCCGACGUUCGCGGUGAAGGCGCUGAGGUGGGGCGAGGACGCCGCGAGCGCGCUGGGCGAGACGUUCGACGUCGUCGUCGCCGCGGACUGCAUGUACGUCGAGGAGACCGCCGGGGAGUUGGCGGACGCGACGAGAGCGCUCGCGCCCGCGGCGGUGUUUUCGUACGGGAGGAAUCGACAGGCGGAGGACGCGUUCGCGGACGCGUGCGGCGGCGGCGGCGAAGGCGAAGGCGGCGGCGGCGGCUCGCGCGCGCUCGCGAUGGAGGACGUCCCCGAGGACGAGCUCGAUGAGCUGUACCAGUGCUCGGACGUGCGCGUCGUGCGAUUGCGAAUGCGCGCGAAGAAGGCGUGA